AUGAGUUUGUUUGAGUGGGCGUUCGGUAAGAGCGUUACCCCGCAGGAGAGGUUGAAAAAGAACCAAAAUGCUUUGGAUAGGACUCAGCGCGAACUAGAGAGGGAGAAGCGGAAACUGGAGGCGCAAGAAAAACGUUUGGUCCAGGAUAUCAAAAAGUCCGCGAAAAAUGGACAAAUUAACGCGGCUAAAAUCCAAGCUAAGGACUUAGUGCGGACAAAAAGGUAUAUCGAGAAGUUUAAUGGCAUGAAGACACAACUCCAAGCUAUCUCUUUGCGGAUACAGGCCGUUAGAAGUAGCGAUCAGAUGGCUAUUUCCAUGCGAGAAGCUACAGGUCUUCUUUCGAGCAUGAACAGGUCAAUGAACCUCCCGCAGUUACAAAGAAUAUCCAUGGAAUUUGAACGUCAGAACGACAUGAUGGAUCAGAGACAAGAAUUUAUGGAUGAGGCUAUUGAUGAUGCUAUGGGUGAUGAGCUUGAAGAAGAUGAGGAGGCCGAAGAAAUUAUCAACAAAGUCUUGGAUGAAAUCGGAGUCGGCUUGAACAACAAGUUAGAGGACGCGCCUCAGGGCCUGGUCAAGAAUUCUGCGGCAGCGGAGGCAAGAGUGGCAAUCCCAGUGGUAAGUAAUGAUACAGGUGGUGCACUGUCGGCAUCUUCGAAUACAGAUGACGAGUUGCAGGCUAGACUGAACAGCCUAAAGCGAGGAUAA
Messenger RNA from Eremothecium gossypii ATCC 10895, 705 nucleotides. RefSeq names its product ESCRT-III subunit protein DID4 (gene DID4). Gene Ontology annotation, cellular component: ESCRT III complex; multivesicular body. The record is from RefSeq and is marked provisional. Lineage: Eukaryota; Fungi; Ascomycota; Saccharomycetes; Saccharomycetales; Saccharomycetaceae. Gene Ontology annotation, biological process: endosome transport via multivesicular body sorting pathway; late endosome to vacuole transport; protein transport. Bases 1 to 705 code for a protein of 234 amino acids. The transcript has 2 exons.